GAUAUCCAAACGUUAUUUGAUAAUGAUAUAAAAAAUAAAAAUGAAAAAAAAUUUUGGGAAUUAAUAAAAAAACUGCAAGAACAUAAGUACAAAAAAUCGAAUUAUUUCCAAUCAGAAGAUUUAAUGUUAUCAUUGUUCAUAAUAAAAGUUGAGGAAGAAAGAAUAAACACUGAUGUUAAAUUAUUAAUGGAUACCUUGCGUCACGAUAUCUAUUUUAUAGAUUUGAAAGAUUUUUGCGUGCAUGUUACCAACAUUACUCAGGAGAUUAUUAAUAAGAAUUACAACAUGGAGAAAAUUGUGGAUGAGUACAAUAAAUUAUUGCUGGGAGUCGAUGUGCAGAUGAUGAAAGAAGAGUGGAACAAUUUUUGCGGAAGAACAAUGGCGAUGCGUUUUGGAAUUUACGAUUACUAUAAGACGGUAAUGCAAAGCUAUUUGAGGAUUUUUGAGGUUUAUUAUUAUUCAUUGGUGAUUUAUGGACACUGUACAGGAGGUGAUCCACGUCAAGUACUAAUCGCUUCAAAGUCAAAAUUUCUGGAUAACUUCAAGAAAACACUAACUUCAACAAAGAAUACUAUCCAUGAAACAAAUCACUUCAUGUACCUGUGCUCCCAACCCUUCAACGGAAAACUUUUUGGCAAUACUGUACAGCUUCAAAAUUUUCAAAAAAUGCCAAUCGGUGAGAGGAACUUCAAACCUAAGGGGCGCUCGGUGAUCGCUGUGAGCUUAGGAGAGCAGAUGUCUGAUACAACUAACAAUUGGAUUGUAGCGGGAGUGAGGUUCAUUGAGGAUAGCCAUAUGGUGUAUGUACAGAUCUUGGAAGGGUUAGUGAGCGUAUCCGGAGAGAUAAAUAUGACAAGAUGGCGGAAAGUUGAAGAAAAUGGUGACUUUGUAACAUUAGAAGAGGGUAGAGAAAAUGGACAUGCGAAAAAGAUUAAUUUGGGUGAUGUGGUGGCGCCACUAGAAUAUGUAGUCACUGGAGUGAGAUUUAGGUGCACCUUCAAGCCUCUUGCCCAUCCAACGCACCAAAACGAGAUAAUUCAACUAGAGAUUCACGCAACAAAAUUUGAUUUUCUUCGAGGUAAACUCGAGGUUAAUAAUUCAGGGUGGAUUUCCGCGAGUUUAAACUCAAGAGAGGAAAUUGCACCGAAGGACUUCACUUUGGAAAAGGUGAUAGAGUUCCAAACGUCCGCGCGCAGCAUAGACGCCGGGCAGUCAACGGUCCCUUUCUUCGACGACCGAGACUUGGUAUUUUCCCCUCCAGCACCUUUGCAGGGUCUUGGACUCUUUCACUAUGAAGAAAAGAAUAAGGACUUCGGUGGAUAUUUUGCCUUUCGUGCUUUCGAAUUCGACAUGUCCACCAUUUUCUUCGGGCUGUAG
Cotesia glomerata is the source of this 1377-nucleotide messenger RNA. RefSeq lists its product as uncharacterized. NCBI's taxonomy places the organism in Eukaryota, Metazoa, Arthropoda, Insecta, Hymenoptera, Braconidae. The record is from RefSeq and is a predicted model, not a curated record. Bases 124 to 1377 code for a protein of 417 amino acids. The transcript has 6 exons.